AUGGCGCCGCCGCUCGGGAGCGGGUUGUCGCGUGGUGGUGGGAUGGAGGGGUCGCAGAGCGCCCGGAUAUGCCGAGCUAGGCGGUUUGACGUCAUUGGCCCCAGUUUGCGGGUGGCUCACACCAUCUUUCCUGCAUCACAUCGACAGCACCCAAGCAAACCAUGGCAAGCACGGCAGGCACCAGAUCAGCCGUCCUCCCCGAAAAAUCGACUUGAAUCGCACCAAUUCUCCAACGAAAACCUGGAGGAAAAGGUCCUGUCCCCCGCCCAGACUUAUGCGAUCAUAGCCUGGAGCUGGGACGCGCGGUCACCGUCUGUCCCCUCCCUCGGCCAAGUCCUUGCUUUGCUGCAUUCAGGUCCAGCCCAGUCUACCCCAGCGGCCCCAUACCUACACCUCAGCCCGCGCAAAACCGUAUGCCACGUUUGGAUCCUGGCCGACCUUACCGUAUUACUUGAAGUAACCCCCUUCCCCAGCUCCUCCAGCCCUAAACUCAGUACCCGUAUUCAAUACUAUCGCCCUACUGUCACUAUCGUCUCUCUCCUCCGCGGCCCAUCUGAUAUCGCACAUCGAUCCACCGUCUCAGCCCUACCACUCUCAGCACAGCCACCCAUCAUGUCCGCCGAACCCAACAGCAAGUUCGCGCCUGAGCCUCAGAUCACGCACAAAGGCCGCGAGUUGAGCUUCAAGCAGAAGCUGGAUCAAGCGGCCCACGACGCCCGUAAAUCCGAAGAAGAGCCCAAGCAGAACCCUAUUGUCGAAAAAGCAGUUCCAAUAACCUCUACAAUUUCCAAGCAUAACCCUCACCAUCCAGCCCAGCCCAGCUCCGUCCUAGCCACUUCAUACAUUCCAGCCGCCGCCAAGAUCCUCGGUAACCCGCAGGAGGAAAAGGAGGAAAAGAUUUCGCGUCCAGGAAUUCCAGGACCACCCGAACGGCCGUACGACGACGUCCAGGUGGAGGAAUUCAUCCGCCAGCAACACCGUAGCAAGGGAGAAGACGGCAUUCUUCAAUGA
Messenger RNA from Colletotrichum lupini, 1011 nucleotides. RefSeq lists its product as uncharacterized. The record is from RefSeq and is a predicted model, not a curated record. The transcript has 6 exons. The coding region runs from base 1 to 1011 and encodes 336 amino acids. Lineage: Eukaryota; Fungi; Ascomycota; Sordariomycetes; Glomerellales; Glomerellaceae.